Cryptomeria japonica (Japanese cedar) is the source of this 1611-nucleotide messenger RNA. RefSeq names its product receptor-like protein 9DC3. Bases 1 to 1611 code for a protein of 536 amino acids. Gene Ontology annotation, cellular component: plasma membrane. Gene Ontology annotation, biological process: hormone-mediated signaling pathway. The transcript is spliced from 2 exons. NCBI's taxonomy places the organism in Eukaryota, Viridiplantae, Streptophyta, Pinopsida, Cupressales, Cupressaceae. The record is from RefSeq and is a predicted model, not a curated record. Gene Ontology annotation, molecular function: protein binding.
AUGUCUGACUGUGGGCUUGGAGGACCAAUUCCCAAUCCCCUUCUCAACCUCACCUCUCUCCUUCAUCUCGAUCUGUCAUACAACUAUUUAUCAGCACAAGUACCUUCUUGGUUUGAAAAUCUGACUGCCCACUUGCUCUCACUUGAUCUCUCUUUGAAUGAGAAUCUUGGAGGAGACGUUUCUUUCAUCGGACAACGAAAGUCUUCUUCGUCACUAACCAGCAUUGAACUCUCAGAGACAGACAUGAAGGGCCGAAUUCCAUCUGGUAUAUGGAAUAUCUCAUGCUUGAAGCAUCUUGUUCUGUCACGUACCGGAAUUGAAGGUGAGAUUCCAGCUGCUAUAGGGAAUUUGAUUUCCUUGCAAAGUCUGGAUCUAUCAGCGACCAGAAUUGAAGGUGCGAUUCCAGCUGCUAUAGGGAAUUUGAUUUCCUUGCAAAGUCUGGAUCUAUUAGCGACCAGAAUUGAAGGUGAGAUCCCAUCUGCUAUAUGGAAUAUGCCGUCUUUGAAGGAUCUUCUUCUCUCAGCCACCAGAAUUGAAGGUGAGAUUCCAUCUGCUAUAGGGAAUGCGUUGUCCUUGGAAAGUCUUUCUCUGUUUGAUACCAGAAUUGAAGGUAAGAUUCCAUCUGCUAUAGGGAAUGUAUCGUCCUUGAAGAGUCUUAAUCUAUAUAAUACCUCUAUUGAAGUAUUGGAUUUGGGAAAUAAUGAAUUGGAAGACACCCUUCCCCACUGGAUUGGAAAGCUAUCACAACUGCAUGUGUUGGUCUUAAGGUCUAAUCAUUUCCAUGGUAGCAUCCCACGCCAGGUAAUUGGCCUUCCAAAUCUUCAAAUUUUGGACCUUUCUGGCAACAACCUUUCAGAACCCAUUCCAAGAAACCUUACAAACUUGCUCGCAAUGGUCAAUGCAUCGCAGAGUAAUCCAAACCAUUUGGAAGACGUUAGAUAUACAAAUAAAAUUAAAAUUUCCUGGAAAGGCUGGGAUGUUGAAUUUGUGAAAGUUCUUUUCAUUCUUAAAUGUAUUGAUCUCUCAAACAACAACUUAUCAGGGCGCAUUCCUUCUAAAAUGGGAUCUCUUCAAGGCUUGAUAGCCCUUAACCUUUCAAGGAAUCAUCUCAGUGGCCGAAUCCCAAAAACAUUGGGAUACAUGGAUCAACUAGAGUCUCUGGACCUCUCGCUAAACAGUUUGAAUGGCAACAUCCCCUUAGAACUUGAGUUCCUGAGUUAUUUGGAGUUCUUGAAUCUAUCUUACAACAUACUUGAUGGAAAAGUACCCCACGGAGGACAGUUUCUAACUUUUGGAGAGUCAUCCUACUUAGGCAAUUCUAAGCUAAGUGGGAUUCCAUUUACCAAUAUAACCGUCUGCAACAACUCUUCUGGCUAUGGCAACUGCACAAGUAUUGAGAAAAUUGGUGAAGCAAAGAAUUCAGAUGGUGAAAUGAUAGGAUGGGCAGUCGGACUUGGAUUGAGUUAUGGUUUGGGAUUCUCUAUUGUGAUUGGAGUAUUGACUUUAAAUAAGAGGGUGAAAAAGAGAGCCUUCGAUAUUUAUGAUGUUGUAAUUUUAGCUAUUGAUGGGUGUAUAAGAGGUCGAUCGAUGAAAGUAGAUACAACUGUAUAA